Molecule: messenger RNA, 1254 nt
Organism: Penaeus indicus
Lineage: Eukaryota; Metazoa; Arthropoda; Malacostraca; Decapoda; Penaeidae
Product: mutS protein homolog 5-like
Exons: 12
Coding region: 1-1254 (417 amino acids)
Biological process (GO): mismatch repair; chiasma assembly
Cellular component (GO): nucleus
Molecular function (GO): ATP binding; mismatched DNA binding; ATP-dependent DNA damage sensor activity
Source: RefSeq, a predicted model, not a curated record
AUGCCUGUUGACGUCUGUAAUGCGCCCUUGGCCGACAACCUUUUAAGCGCUGUGAGGGUCAAGGGUGAAGGCAAGGGCAGAAAAGGGUGGGUUUUGAUCGGCGGAAGGCAAGACGAGCGACUGUUCUCUGUCCUAAGGGAGCUGUGCGGCUUACCCAACAGUCCGAUCGCAGGUGCUUCCAAUCAGGCACAGGCAGGCGGGCGACCAAAGGCGCGUCGAGGCGUUACAACGUUGCCAAGAACCACCGUUACCAACAGGAGCUCUUCCAUAACAUUCUGUGUACCAGAGAUCCUCUCCGCAGAUAUAAUUCAGUUUAUCAGUUUAUUCAGCGCGGAAAUUAAGACUAACAUUUCCGCGCAGACUCACGACCCGAGACGAUCGACUCCUACAGAAGGCGCCGCAGGGGAAGGUGGCCAGCGCGCCCCUCCUCCUACAGCGGCUCAUGGCUCGUCAGCGUCCCCGGCAAGGUCCUCCUCCUCCUCCUCCUCCUCUUGCUCCACGCCUUCCUGCAACAUGCGAGUUCUUCCCACGUCUGAUUUCAAAUACGAGCUGUGCGUGCGCCGCGUCCUGUCCCUGUCGCUGCCCGGGGAGCCCCAGGGCCUGACGGAGGGGGACAGGGAGCUCUUCGUCAGGGGCAAGAUCAACACCGAUCUCGUGUCCAUGACCAGGGCACUUGGCGCUCUCCUCAGGUUCCUGGACAAACACGGGGCGGAGUUACUCGACGGGACCACACUCCUGGGCGGCACUCCCGUCCUGGGCGUUCACUACUACAGCAUGGACGAGUUGGCCCAGCUGGACGACGCGACGGUGGCGGCGCUGCAGCUGUUCUCCGAGGACCAGCACCCGUCGGCCUUCAAGAGCGGGAAGAGCUCGAGUAGCAAGGAGGGCCUCAGCAUCUACGCCCUCCUCAGCAGGACCGCCUCGCCCAUGGCCGCCCACACGCUCAGGAGGGUGCUGCUCCGUCCCGUGUUAGACGCAGAGGUACUGGAGGCUCGCUACGCCGCCGUCGAGUGGGGGGUGAAUUCGGCUAACAUGGAGACCCUGAGACACCUUCACGCCUGCCUCAAGUCUAUCACCAAUGUGCCGCACACCAUGAAACGGCUUCAAAGAGGCCAGCUGAAUGUGAGGGACUGGAGAACUUUAUAUAAGUCCCUCUUCAACGCUAUACUCGUGGGAGAGAUCUGCCAAGCUCAGGACCAAGACAUUCCAAUCUUCAAGGAGAGAAGCGUCGAUUCGCCGGACUCGGAGAGGUGA